This is a messenger RNA of Brassica rapa (field mustard), 732 nucleotides long. RefSeq names its product non-specific lipid-transfer protein 3. NCBI's taxonomy places the organism in Eukaryota, Viridiplantae, Streptophyta, Magnoliopsida, Brassicales, Brassicaceae. The record is from RefSeq and is a predicted model, not a curated record. Gene Ontology annotation, molecular function: lipid binding. Gene Ontology annotation, biological process: lipid transport.
CAUCAACUCACACUUUUCUCACAUCCAACAGAAAAACACAAAAGCAACUAAGUUUCCCUAUUUUCUUAUCACACAGAAAAAGGAAGAGGAAAAGAAAAGACAAUGGCUUCGACACUGAGGUUCUUAACAUGCCUUGUGACGGUGUGCAUAGUUGCAUCAGUAGGUGCACCAAUCUCAUGUGGCACAGUGGUACAAAGCAUGAGUCCUUGUAUCACAUACCUAUCGGGACGUAUGGAUUUGACGGCUGCAUGUUGUGGGGGAGUCAGAGAUUUGAAUGCUAUUGCUCAAACCACACCGGACCGUCAACAAACAUGCAAAUGCCUACAGGCCGUUGCUAAGAAGAUUCCUGGUUUCAACCAAACUAGAGCCUCUGACCUUCCUGGAAAGUGUCGUGUUAGCUUUCCCUUUCCCAUCUCCAUAAGUACUAACUGCGACAACGUCCAUCAUGAGGAUGAAGAGUAUAUGGUCUACGUACAAUAAGUAUAAUGAAAAGGUCUACGUACGCUGACCUCAGCAGUCAGCAUGCCCCUACAUUGUCUUGUUUUUAUCUUGUUGAAAAGUUUGUCAUGUUUCUUUUUUGUCACCAAAAAAAAAAGUUUGUCAUGUUACUUUGUAAUAUUUUGCUCUAGAUUGCAUCGUAAUUAUGUUUAAGAUAUGGUAAUUGUACCUUUAAUCAUUUCUCCAACGCCCUUAUUAAUCAUCUUCUCUUUAUAUCAACGACAAUUUCAACUA